CAGCAACUAUGAACUUUCAUUGAUCCUAUACAAGGCAGUCCAUUUAUCAGGGAGACUUUGAGCUGAAAAUGGCAAAAGUAGAAGCAGAAGAGCACAGGGAAGCACUGUCUCAGGCUUCUUCAUCCUGUUUGACUGAAGCAAUGAAUGUAUCACAGCAAAGCAACCUUGAAGGCAACUUGGAUGCGGAUACUGUGAACCCAGUUUGUGAAUAUAUUUCAAAUGAUUUACCAAGGGAGUUUAUGUUACCCAAGGCUAAAGCAAUUAUUAAAUCCAUUGAUGAUUAUUCACAGCCACAGUUUGGCCCCAACAAACUUUUAGAUUCAGCAGCAGUUUCAGAAGGGUCAGGACUUCAAGAUUGCUCCACACAUCAAAGAGCACCAGAUCACAGCCAUGAUGAAAUAUCAGACCUAGAUAGCUACAAAUCAAACAGUAAAUACAAUUCUUGUGUUAUAUCAGCAUCCAAGAGAAACAGACCUGUCAGUGCUCGGGUGGGUCAACUGAGAGUUGCAGAGUUCUCUUUACAAUUUCAGUGGACCAAAAAUUGGCAAAGAUUGUCUCAAAGACACAAACUUCAACCAAGAGUGAUUAAAGUAACAGCUUACAAAAAUGGAUCUAGAACAACCUUUGCCAAAGUUGCUGUACCAACCAUCACCUUGUUGCUGGAGGAGUGCACGGAAAAGCUGAAUCUGAACAUGGCUGCAAGACGAGUGUUCUUGGCAGACGGCAGGGAAGCUCUCGAACCUAAAGAUAUACCCCAUGAAGCUGAUGUUUAUGUUUCAACGGGGGAGCCCUUUGUAGAUCCAUUCAAAAAUAUUAAAGACCAUCUGUUGUUAAUGAAGAAUGUAACCUGGACAAUGAAUGGGCUGAUGCUUCCUACUGAUGUUAAAAGAUGGAAAACCAAACCUGUUCUUUCUAAUAGAAUGAAGAAACUUACUGAGAAGACCUCAGUCCGAAUUCUGUUCUUUAAGAAUGGCAUGGGACAGGAUGGGCAUGAGAUAAUAGUGGGAAAGGAAACAAUGAAAAAGGUUUUAGAUACUUGCACAAUGAAAAUGAAUUUAAAUUCACCAGCUAGAUAUCUUUAUGAUUUGUAUGGCAGAAGAAUUGAAGAUAUUUCAAAAGUUCCUCUGCUUGAAAAAUGCUUGCAAAAUUCCAUCACACCUUUGCGAGGACCACUUUGGGUCUCUAAGGGAGAAGGUUUCAGCCCCUCAGGAGCUAAGAUGUACAUCCAAGGAGUUCUUGUGGCCUUGUACCAACGAUUAAAGUCUGCAAAAAAAUAUUAUAAACAGCUGAACCUGGUCAUGAAUGAACAGAAGGAGAAAAUUACAGAAAAAUUCAUUCUUUCAAUGUCAGCAAAGGAACACAAAAAGGCACAAGAAGAGGUGAGCAAGCUGAUUGAUGAACUGCAGACAGCUAUCAAAAGCAACAGAGGUCAUCUCUCGAAGCUUGGCCCCCAAUUACAGGCUGAGCAGGAGCAGUUCUCCUCUUAUGUCUACCAACACAUUAAAAGCCUUCCAGCAAACACACUUGUCCCAAGAGGCCUGAAACUCAAGGUGUUUGAAAAUGGCAAAGACACUGGCGAGAUCUCCGUUUGUAUCAGUAUAAGAGAUUUGUGUUCUGAUAGCCCAACUCAAACUAGCAAUCUGAUGGAAAGAUUACUUCUCAAGAUUCAUCAAAGGCUUCAAGGUUCUUCCAUCAGCCCACCGGGCCUCCAUUUUUCUUCAACCCGGCUUUUUGACGAGCAUGGUCAAGAAAUUAAGAAUCCACUUUUGCUGAAGAAUGAGCAAAAAAUUUGGGUCUCUUAUGGUAAAGCAUACAGAUCUCCACUGAACCCUGUGUUAGGUUUGACCUUUGACCGAGUGACUGCAUUUGUCAAAGGUGGCGUCACAGUUGCCUAUAAGAUCUUUUCAGAUCAUACUACUGUUCUACUACCUGGCUAUGACAAUUGGGAAGUUUGUGAAGGCUUUCCAAUUAAUUUCAACUGCGCCAGUCAACAGAUACCUGAUCACUUUGAAAAGGUGGAUUUGGACAACCAUUUCCUACAGAACAAGGUGGAUCCCAGUAUCAUCCUUCAUGCCUCCAUUUCCAUUGGAAAGCGGAGUUCCUCCAGCAGUCAAGUGAGCAGCGGGAGUCCAAUAGCACUGUCAACCCUGUGGCCUGCAGCCAGUGUGUGGCUGAUCACGAAGGCUGGAAUGAUCCUGAGCAGAGCGAUAACUCAGGGCUGCCUUGCUAUUGGUCAUCCAGUCAGAAUCAGUGCUGCGGAGGGAACAUCACUAGAAGGAUAUAAAUUAGUCCUACAGAAAAGACGUAAAGGAGAUGAAUCUCAGAAGUGGGUGUUCGGAGCUGAUGGUUGCAUUUACUCUAAGGCUCAUCCUCAAUUUGUUCUGACCUACCUAGAGGAGCUAAACGCACGAGUGAAUGUGGCCCAGACGGAGUAUCACAGUCACCAGGGCACCGGGACCACGGCUCAUCAGGAACGUGGCAGAAACUUAGCAGAAGAGGUGCUGCAAAAGAAUGCCAGCAACCCUGGCUUGAAGCAACGACCAGAACCCUCAGACACCCACUUAAUGCCAGAAGUUUCUCUUGAGGAGACAAGGCAGCUGACAGUGGCACUGGUGAGGAAGCUGAAAGAGAAACAUCCUAAGGCUUCUGCUCAGAGGUGGGCGAUAAAGCAUGAAGGGACUAGUAAACCAGGCCAGUGGAAACAUUCCAGAGUUGAAAAUCCUCUGUGGAACAAGCUUGCGUACAUGUGGCCAGUCCUGCCCAGUGGCCAGCUGAAUGAGGAGUUUGAUUGGCCAAUAGAAGGACUGCUUGUUCCGAAUAGUCCUCCCAUGAAGAAACCCAUCUGUAAGACCCCGGAACAAUGUGUCCCUGUGAGACUGAGAGUGCUACAGAAUGGAGAUAAGAAUAAAGACAGAUCCAUGGUUAUAAUUGGUCCAGACAUCUCAUCUGGAUGGAGAACAGAGUGCACUGAAAUUUUAAAUUUACCUUCUGCAGCUCGGAGAUUGUUUAAUGAAAAGGGGAAGGAAAUCUUUGCCCUGAGAGACCUGCAAAGAGAUGAACUGGUGUACGUUUCGUGCGGAGAACCGUGGAUCAAUCCUGAUGUAGCCACAGCUCAGCAAAAGCAGCAAAUCUUCCUCAGGAACUUAGCAUCAGAUGUUUCCAAAAUGCAAGUCUUCUGCAGCACGCAUAAGCUAGAGGCUCUUGGUUUGGAAGUCCGAAGUGACAUUGUGCCUGGAAGCAAGCUUGCUGUGCGCAAACCUAUAGUCAUUUUUGAAGAAAAGAAGGAAGUUACAGAACCAGAGGAAAAGCAAAUGCGGGAUGCUUUAACAAUGGAAAGUGCUUCCAGAGAAAUUCUAGAUUCCCAUGCAAGAGCCCAUCUCCGAAUGGAGGCUUGCCGACCACUUCUCAGGUAUGCCUGGCAGGAAAUUCCUCAUGGCUUGGAGGAGGAUGACAAUCUUCCACAGAAAAUGGAUGAAGGGCUCUGUGAAGAUGUGGAAGCACCGAAGAAAUACAGCCAUUCUCCAAAGCAAAGUAAAUUGCAGAAGCUUUGCCAUCAGCAGUUUGAAUACAGAGAUGGGCAAAUUAUCAGCCAUGCUGCUCCUCAGCUAGUCUUGGGGGCACAGGGUCCUGGCCUGCAUUCAGGUAUGGAGGUGGUUUUGGUCAAGAAGAAACCCGGUGAUAGUCAUCAACGCUGGAUACACAAGGAAGAUAGCAGGACCUUUCACUUGGCAAGUAACCGAGAUCUUGUGCUGGCAGUGUCCAUGACCAAGGCUAGAAAUGAAGCCUGUGGCUAUCCAGUGAUUGUUCAGAAAUAUAAGGAAUACAACAAUGGAACUGCCAAUCAAAAGUGGCAUUACAUGGAAAAUAUGAAAGCAUUUAUGGCCUUUCACAGCAGUGCCCUGGACAAGGAAAUCACAUCAGCAAAUUAUGCUGGCAUCUGUACAUCUUGUGUUAGUAAAGAAAACAUUGAUCAACCAGGAUACUAUUACCUCUCACCUGGUGGAAAGAGAAUAAUGCUCUGCUUGGCUUGUGGAGGAUCCAUGAGAACAGAGAAGGAAUUGAAACAGGUGCUUCCAGGGUUUCCAUUCCUCUGUGCUUCAGGCUCCAAAACCUCGCGAGGGCCUUUCAAGGUCACCAACGUGGCCAUGGUUGAUUUAUCAUCCUCCGAGGCUGAGAAAACCCUAAGUUGUUAUGAAGAACGUCUGCUAUCUUUCCGGAUGAAGGCUGGCAUGCAAGCUGUAUCUCACAGUGGUAUGGCGGCUAAGCGCCAGAAGGCAGUGAAAAUAAUUGCAUACAAAAAUGGGGAUGGAUAUCGGAAUGGGAAGUUAAUUGUGGCUGGAACGUUCCCCAUGCUUCUUACAGAGUGCACAGAAAAACUUGGGCUUGCCAGAGCAGCCACCAAAGUUUAUACCAAGGAUGGAACCACAGUCUGUACUUUGUGUGAUUUGGUUUCAUGGGCUCUAGAUGAAUCUUUCAUUCAGAGAGACUCGAAGGAACAAAAGAAAAUUGCAGCUCCUAUUGGACCAGAAGAGACAACUCUUCAAAAAAACCCAAGAGUGAGAUUGAAAAAUAAAUUAUUUCCAAAGUCUUUGACAUCCAACAGUUUGGAUGAUGUUGACACGUCUUUGCUCAUCCAGAUCCUCAGAAAUCCUAUUGCCAUUUGGGUAUCUUGUGGUGAGCCAUUUCAACCUCCAAAUGCUUUGCAGAAAGCAGAAACAUUCGAGAAACAGAUUUGGCUUAAAAAGGACAAAAUUUUGGCUGAUCUGGAUUCCAUGAAACACAAAAUGAGACAGUUAAAAGGGCGCCGUGUAGCAGCACGUCAGCCAGCCACCAUGAUUCCCACCCAAAGCCCUGCGCAGCCAGUGGUGGUGGAAGGAGGAUGGACUGAGCCGGCUCCAGAGGAAAUUGAACUCAUGGAACUUAUAAGGCAUACAGAGGCACACCUUUCUGAAGUCCAGGAACAGCAGUCCAAGAGAAGCUUCCCAGUUGUGACUAAACGUCUGGCGGUAAAGCGGAGCAGUCUGUACAAGCAACCCAACACAAAACGGGUCUGGACCUACCUAAACGGAGGCAGACCUGAAGACGGCACCUACGCCUGGGGGAAAACCAUCUCAGAGCUGUUGGAGAAUUGUUCGUCUCGUCUCAAAAUGGCCCACCCAGCCAGAGCACUGUAUACUUCAGAUGGAAAGCUCAUUGAGUCAUGGGAUGAUGUAGAAGGAGACAUGGUCAUCUGUGUGGCCACAGGACAUGACUUUGUAACCCAAAAAGAGGUAAAGCGACUGACAGAGGUCAGAGCAAAUUAUGCCAGAAUCCGAAGGCAGCAGGGCCCGCACGCCACAGACAUUGUGGUAUCACCAUCCCGCACACCCCUGUCUCUGGCCCGGCUCUACAGCUGA
Molecule: messenger RNA, 5396 nt
Organism: Lepus europaeus (European hare)
Lineage: Eukaryota; Metazoa; Chordata; Mammalia; Lagomorpha; Leporidae
Gene: DCDC1
Product: doublecortin domain containing 1
Exons: 37
Coding region: 69-5396 (1775 amino acids)
Biological process (GO): regulation of mitotic cytokinesis; intracellular signal transduction
Molecular function (GO): microtubule binding
Source: RefSeq, a predicted model, not a curated record